CCAACUGCUGCUCUGCGGUACAUCCGCCUGACCUGCGCGAGUGUUUACAUGCGGACUGCAGAAUGGGUAGUUCCGUGUGAUCCUUUGCAGCUUUAGAAUCACAGGAGUGCGAUAUCUACUGCGGUCAGAUCUAUGACGACAGUAACUGCAAUAUAAUGGACAUGCAGCAUCCAAAUUUCGAGACGAGACACCCACUGCAGCAAGAAGAGCAGGAGACUGGUUACGACCCUUUGCACAACUACAACCGAAACAGAACCAGUGGAUCGCUAGACAGUGUUCCUGAUUCGACCUUCCAGACAUACAGAAAUGAGUGGGACAACUUGUUCCGGAACAGUAAUUAUCUCGCACGGAUCAGGCAGUCAGGCAUUAUGGGUCGAUUAAGGAGUAGCCGAUUCCGCAGUGUAUGCUGGAAGCUCUAUCUGGAUAUCUUGCCUGAGGACAAAAGCCAAUGGAUCAAUAAGACCAAGGAGCUCCGAGCUCAAUAUGAAAAAAUCAAAGAGAGGCACAUCACAAAUCCUCGUAAAGCUGCAGGCCAGCAGGACCUGGUGGUGAACAACCCAUUGUCUCAGGAUGAAGGGAGUCUGUGGAACAAGUUCUUCCAGGAUAAAGAGUUAAGGGGUAUGAUCAAGCAAGACGUAUGGAGAACGUUUCCAGAGAUGUGUUAUUUCCAGGAGGAGGAUGUUAGGACUAAACUGACUGACAUUCUGUUCUGCUAUGCCAGAGAAAAUGAACAGUUACUUUAUAAACAGGGGAUGCAUGAGUUAUUAGCUCCUGUAGUCUUUGUUCUCCACUGUGAUCAUCAGGCCUUCCAACAUGCCAUUGAGACUGCCAGUCCCAGUGACGAGGUGAUGGUACUUCUGGAUCCGAAUUUCCUUGAGCACGAUGCAUAUGCCAUGUUCUCCCAGCUCAUGGAGACAGCAGAACCUUGGUUCUCAAGUUUUGAGCGGGAGGUGCGGAAGGGAAAGGAAGAGAUGCUUACCAGCAUGCCCUUCGCCAGACCCCAGGACUCUGGCCCCUCUGUUGCUAUAGUGACCAAAGUGAACCGAAUUCAAGACCAGCUGGUAAAGAAGCACGAUAUUGAGCUGCACAUGCACCUCAACCGUUUGGAGAUUGCACCCCAGAUAUACGGCAUCCGCUGGGUCCGACUGCUGUUUGGUAGGGAGUUCCCAUUGCAGGACCUGCUGGUAGUGUGGGAUGCGCUGUUCGCAGACAGCAUCACUCUGGACCUGGUGGACUACGUGUUUGUUGCCAUGCUGCUCUACAUCAGAGAUGCAUUGAUUGCCAGUAACUUUCAGACAUGUCUGGGUCUCCUCAUGCACUACCCCCCAGUGGGAGACAUCCAUUCUCUUCUGCAAAAAGCUCUGUUCCUGAGAGAUCCAAAGAAUAACCCAAGGCCUGUUAACUACCAGUUCCAACAGAACCUUGACUACUACAAAACCAGAGGUGCUGACCUCAUCAGCAGGACCAGGGCCAGCAAUAAGGCACCUCCCCUCAACAUCAACAAGGUCUCCAACUCUCUGCUCAACUUCGGCAGGAAGCUCAUUGGCCCCAUGGGGGCUGGGCCCAGUGGGGUCUCAUCAAUCAACAGUGAGGUGCAGACAACUCCACACCUCCAACCUCAGUCACCUCGCCCAUUGGCUGAGCAGCCAUCUGGCCCUGCCUCCUCAAACUCACAAACACAGGCGCACCCACAGACUCAGUACCGUCUUCUGAAGUCAGAGAGUAUGCCUGUGCAUCUCAGUACAGAUGUAGGUUCUUCUGGAGUAUCUCAGAUCUCUCUCCCCCCCCAGAUAUUGUCUGACAUGCCAGGCCAAACCUCCAGGACUGUAAGCUCCUCCCCCAGCACUGAGAGUUUAUCAGGUGGGCGGGACCAUCCCAUGUCAUCCCCUCCUCUUCCGGUCGCUAAGGGGCGGGAGUCCAGCACAUCGUCCCCUCCACUCUCUGCCUCUAAAAAAGAGUCAUUCUUCAACAUCAGUCGUUCCCGCUCACACAGUAAAUCCAUGGGGAGGAAGGACAUGGAGGAGCUUGAGGCCCAGGUGUCAUUCCUUCAGGGACAGAUCAAUGAUCUGGAGGCCAUGAGCAAAUACUGUGCAAAGAUGAUGAACAUGCACAUCGGGAGGAUUCAGGAUGUGAUCCUACAGGAGCACCUGCAGAAGGAGGAUGAGGUGCUGGUGUCACUUGCUGGACUCAAACAGAUCAAGGACAUUCUGAAGGGAGCACUGCGCUUUAACCAGAGCCAGCUGGAGGCUGAGGAGAAUGAGGAGAUCACCAUAGCAGACGACCACUACUGCUCGGCAGCCCAGCACCACGCUCACAAGGGUGCAUCUGUUGCCCCUAUCGUUGAUCCUGGCACCGAAGGGACUCAGCUGGACCCCUGCUGCUGCUCAGUGCAGGAGAAGCAGCUAGAGAACCAGGGACAGAAACCCAAUAGUGAUGAGGGAGCAGCCACUUCACAGUCACAGGUUACUGAAAGGAGGAAGUGGGAUGACUACAUCCUGGUCUCGCAGGAUGGAGAACUUCAGCCAACUGAGGGUGAAGAGAAGGGAAUUCCUGCAAUUGCCCCACCCUUUAAGCAUGGGCAGCGCUUCAGCAAAGCCGAGUUUCAAGAUCCUCUAAUGGGACCCACUUCUGGAUCAUCCAGCCCAGAUGGGGGCAGUACUAACAGCAAGGACUCGGAUUUUACCAUUGUUAACCCCACUGACCUUUGAACCCUAAAAUCUUGUCAGUUUAUUUGGUCUUUAGCCUUCAAACUGCUACAGAGGAAAAAUCUCUCUACUGAACUUUUGCACAUAUAAACUCAGGCUGAUUGCCUUAUGAGCCCCCUGCCAUCUUUAACCUAGACUACGGUUAGGGUUAAUAUUAUGAUAAACCUUCCCUCUUUAAUCUAGACUACGAUUAGGAUUAGGGUUACCAUCUUUAAUCUAGAUUAUGGCUAGUGGUAAGGUUAGGAUCACCCUACCAUGUUUAACCUAGACCCUGUUCCAUAACCUGGUCCUUUAACUGUGUUCAUAUUUGCUGUAAGCCUCUGUCCUAAAUCAUAAAACUGUAUCCUGCUAUCCAGUUCAUUUAGCUCUUAUGAUGCUUGGUAUUAUGAUUUACGUAGAACAAAAUUAUGCCCUAUAAUUUUGACUCUGCAGUUCAGUCUUAACUCAAUCACUGCGUAUUCUCUGAUUUUCAUAAAACAUACUUGAAUGCACAUACUGAGGAGAUCUUGAGAGAAUGGACACCUGGAUGAAAUGAAUAUACCAUAAAGAAUAUAAGUGAAUUUUGGAUAGCAGGUAAUAUGGUAACUGUAUAUGUAUGUGUUCUGGUUGCAGUGCAGAUGUGCACUUUGAAAAGCAGCCCCGCUCAUCUUAACCUUUCAAUAAUCUCUUCACAGAUUGAUACAUGCAGGCAAGAUCUACUCCUCUUCCAUACUCAUACUGUCUCUUUUUGCAAUAGGACUAAUAAUAAUAAUAAUAAUAAUAAUAAUAGUAGUGACUUGUGUGCACUACAUCUCACUUGCCAGAAGGGGGAGCCUUAAUUAUCAAUAUGGACUGGUAUCAGUAACCUCUCUCUUCAGCAUUGAUUGUUCAUUAUCCAGUGCCUGAAUAUGUGGCCAUAUAAGUAUCCAUCUGGUUCUUCAGUUCUUUGGGUGGGUUGUUUCGUUUUUCUUUUUUUUUCUAAACAAUUUUAACACAGAUUCCAAUUUAAAAAUUGUUAAAUUAUGAUGUUUUCACCAUUUUUAUGCAAACACUGUUCUACUAGGUUUUGUUUUUGGUGUCCUUUUUCUAAUUUCUCUUGGUUUCCAUGGUAGCUGUGUAUGGUGUUGUACAUGAGGGAUGCUGGAAUGAUUUUGAAAUUAUAUUAACUACAGAUUAAUAAAAAAAGGUAUUUUUGCUGCUGCCUUAUCCCA
Messenger RNA from Electrophorus electricus (electric eel), 3895 nucleotides. RefSeq names its product TBC1 domain family, member 5 (gene tbc1d5). NCBI's taxonomy places the organism in Eukaryota, Metazoa, Chordata, Actinopteri, Gymnotiformes, Gymnotidae. Gene Ontology annotation, biological process: activation of GTPase activity. The record is from RefSeq and is a predicted model, not a curated record. Gene Ontology annotation, molecular function: GTPase activator activity.